CCCCGCCGGCUAGCUGCACUGCUAUACCGCCGCCACGUUGAUGCGCGCAUGCGGCCGCAGAUUUUGGGUGUGGCUCCGAAGACGUUGCGGCGUUCUCCAUAGUUACGGCUACGGGCCGGGCUUUGUUUCAGGGCAGCGAUGUUGAGAAACUGCGAGGAGAAUGAUGAUGCCGCGAGGAAGACGGAGGGGCUUGGCCGUGGACCGACACAACAUGAAGAAUCGAGCAGCAUUCCUGGUCGGUUGCAUGGCCGGCUGCCUCCUCAGCUCCGCGUUCUACAUCUGGUGGAGCGGCCGGUUGAUGAUGACCAGCGAGCGUUACCCGGUCGGGACUAAUGGAAUAUCGUCGUACCUUCAGCCGUCUGCGGGGUUUUUCUCCCACUCUGCGGACCGCGCCUGGACCCUAGCGAGCGAACUACGGAACAAGAAACGGCUUCUGGUCGUCGUUUUGACCGGCCGGAGCCGUCUCAACGACACGCUAACAACGCUGCGAGAAACGUGGGCGUCGCCUUCUCUCGGCAGCUACGACAGCGGCGUGGACUAUGCUAUCUUUGUGGCCGGGGAAGGCCCCUCUAUUCCUCGCGUGUAUUGGCUCCGCCACAUGCACGACUACAACCUGAAGAACGGCGGAAACCUCCGACAAGUGUUUAACGUACUACGUUACCUCCGUUCUAGCUACGUCCGUCACUACCACUGGUUUCUUCUGGCCUCAGAAAACACGUACGUAGCUCUGAAAGACGUUGAAGAAAUGCUUGGAAGAUUGGACCCAUCAAAACCUGUCUACAUGGGUAGGUUUGCCAGCACAGACCGUGACGUAAUGGCCAGGCUUCAUCUCUUACCAACUGAGUAUUUCUGUGAGUGGGGCCCUGGGAUUGUACUCAGUAACGCGGCGCUCGUGUCCGUUGCCGAGCAUCUCGACAGCUGCAAGCAGCACGCGGGGAUGUUUGGGUCUAGUACCAACACUAGUCACGGUCUGAAACUGGGCCGAGGUGACGUGGAACUCGGACGAUGCUUUAGUCGGAGAGUCGGGAUCCAAUGUACUUCUUCUCACGAGGCCCAGUCAUAUUUUGUCAGUGAUCCUGAUGGCUACUCACGAUCUCCCGAGAGACUGUGGUACAGCAGUCAAUUCCAGAACCUCUUAACUCUGUACCCGGUCACCGAAUUUCAGCACAUGUUGGCUCUUCACCAGUUUGUCCAGACACGAUCACUUCAGAGUCAGGCACAGCGACUGGCAUUGACUCAAAACCUGUCUAACCAGAUCUGCAAACAGGUUACGUCGGAGUUUGCGGCCCCGCUGACCGAACCGGACGCACGCUACUGCCGCAUGCGUUCCUCCAACAACUGCACGCCUUUAUCCACGCCUGUUGAAUCGGACGUCGUCCUCGACGAGAUGCCACCAAUCUUCAAGGCGAUGAACCGCUACGAGGUUGUCGCGUGGUCUUAUAUGACACCCAGGGGCGUGUACCAGAGCACGACAAUAGUGCCAGUUUAUGCAGCAGGUGGUGAGCUACGAGAGGAAAUAAACUUCAUUCUAAAUAAGGUGAUAUCCACGGUCAACUUACGAGAGGCGACUGAGUGGAUUGUGUGGCGUUUUAUAAGCUGCCACUUGCGAUACAGUGGGACUAGAGGGAGAGAGUAUGUCUUGGACGUUAUUUUGGAGGAGAAGAGGGAGAGGAGGAGGAAGAGGAGGAGGUGGAGGGUGCUGAGACCGCAUGGUCCGGGUCUGGUACUGCACGAGGACAGCGGGGAAGGGGUACUGACUAAGACUGUCAAUAUCAUCGUCCCGAUUAGCAGAGUUGGCAGUCGUUUCAACGAGUUUCUGCUGAACUACGAACGUCAGGUUCUGCUUGAGAACCAGAAUGCGGCACUCAUUCUGGUGGUGUUUGGGUCAGAGGUCGAGUCAGUGAACCACACAAUAACUCUGUAUCAGGCGCGUCAUCCUGACGCCGAUUUCACAGUCGUCACUGGCGAGGGAUCGUUCACACGCAGCGUCGGACUUGACACGGGGAUGUCACACAUCGAAGAUUCUGAACUAGCCUUCAUCUGUGACGUCGAUAUGACUUUCGAUGCCUCGUUUCUUGACCGUUGCCGGCUGAACACGGUUCAAGGUUCUCGUGUGUACUACCCGGAAUUCUUCAAGUACUACGACAUGGAUUACGUGUACAGAUUCAAGAGGAGACCGGCAGAACUGGGCAUCAAGAGAGAGCAUGGACACUGGGCCAGUUAUUCUUACGGAAUGGCCUGCAUGUACAAAUCAGACUACCUUGCCAGUGGCGGAUUCGAUACCGGUAUAACCGGUUGGGGCGGGGAGGACGUCGACCUGUUCGAACGGGUUUUGAAAACCGGAAUUGAGGUUUUGAAGGCUCCCGACCCAUCGCUGAGACACAGAUACCAUGAAAAGACGUGCAGUUUAUCACUUAGUCGCGAGCAGUUCAUCAACUGUAUCAGUUCUCGUAACGAAGGCCUAGCCGACCGCAUGCAGCUAGCAGAGUACGUUUAUUACCUGGAGGACAAGUGCGGUAUCAAAGAUAGACCGCUGUGGUCCUAGCAACAACAAUCACCAUAGUUCUCAAUAGACCGCUGUGGUCCUAGCAACAACGGUCACCAUAGUUCUCAAUAGACCACUGUGGUCAACCCACCAAUUUUUAUAAUUAUCUCGCAGUCACUUGUUAUAAACAUCUAUUUAUACCACAUAUUAUGUGUACAGAGUGUCACAUAUUAUGCAUUAUGUGAGAUGGUGCGACAAUCGCAGUGUUCUCUCAUCAUGUAAACUGUCAAUCAUAGCAGCUAGUAGGUCGUAGGUCAGAGUGCAAGGUUCAAACGAGCUGAAAUUAGCAAGAGGGUUGAGAGUACCGGCAUUACCUGUGCCCAAAGUUAGAAACAUAAUGUUAAUGAUAUUCACGAUAUGGGUGGGGCUCACCUGGAAUUU
Messenger RNA from Geodia barretti, 2926 nucleotides. NCBI's taxonomy places the organism in Eukaryota, Metazoa, Porifera, Demospongiae, Tetractinellida, Geodiidae. The record is from the annotation of a GenBank genome assembly.